Messenger RNA from Saccostrea cuccullata (small rock oyster), 3605 nucleotides. Its product is annotated as adhesion G-protein coupled receptor G4-like. Lineage: Eukaryota; Metazoa; Mollusca; Bivalvia; Ostreida; Ostreidae. Gene Ontology annotation, biological process: cell surface receptor signaling pathway; G protein-coupled receptor signaling pathway. The transcript is spliced from 19 exons. Gene Ontology annotation, molecular function: G protein-coupled receptor activity. Gene Ontology annotation, cellular component: membrane. The record is from RefSeq and is a predicted model, not a curated record. The annotation marks the transcript as partial.
AAUAGUUGUUUCUCAAAACUGGACAGACACCAGCCCUCUUUGUAUAGGAACCAGGGAUAGACUGCGUGAACUACAAGUACGAAGUUGUUAUGAAAGGCUUCCAUUCUUUUGCUACAAAGAGGCUGAUGUCUUGAGUUUUCGACUUGGACUCAAUAUUUGUCCCUCUGGAUGGGUCGGUUCUGCAGAUGUGAAGUCGUGCUAUCUGAUGAUGAGCGCAGAUUCAGCUGUGUCACAACCAGACGCAUUUCAAUACUGUAAUCAAAAUGGCGGCCAACUACUUCAAUUAAAUUUCCUUACAGAUGGGCAAUUGGCUGUGAGAAUUUUAGGACAUUAUAGAUUAAUCAAUACAUCAGUGUGGUUUGAAGAGACUGCUGGAACUAUUUCCUGUUCGAGCUUAUAUCUCGAUGAAAAUAUGAUUCUAACUAGUUCAAGCAACUGUAAACAGACAGCUCGAUUCGUCUGUCAAACCAACAGAAAAGAUACCAAGUAUUCAUCUGAGGAUGUUCAAAUUGCAUUCCAAAAACCAAAAGUCUUAAUCAAUCAGACUCUACCUUAUGUUGGAGGCGAAGUAUCAUGCACAUUUCCAAGUCCUCACUUGGAGUUUGACAAUUAUACUAUGUACAAGGGAGGCUACAUAGUCAAACAGCUAAAUGAAUCAGAGUCCAGCUACUCUGUGUCCAUCAUGAACUGGAAUCUAGAAGACAACAGUGAUACGUCGUUUUUAGCCUCAGCAGCUAAUGAUGUAGAUAUAUACCGGUGUGAACUUCAGAGAAAAGGCUCCGCGUAUGUAGUUUCCAAGGACGUUUACGCAAUUCCAAAUGAUGACCGAGUGUCCAUUUUUCACGCGAGUGUUCGAUUAUAUGUUCCCAUGAAUACAUCGUCCGCUCUACGGGCUACUUACAACUUGGGAGGAAGCUUACAAGAUGCUUUACGAAGAGAUAUUGAAAGCCGAUUUUACUUCAUCUGGGCUUCCUUAUUUCCUUCACGUGACAGUGCUUUAAGACUAAUACGAAUCAAAAAUGUUUCAUUGAAGAGUGGAAAAACGGCUAAUUUUCUGAUAUCAUUUGUAACUCCGUCAAUUGGUUGGAAGACAGCAGAAGGGAUAGGAGAACUUUUGAAAAAUAUCACAAGAGAAGCUUCCACACCAAUCCGGGAAAGUAGGCGGAAACGGCAACAGAGAUAUGUGGACUUUGGGACUUUGGAAAUUAGAAGUGAAGAGUUUUGUACCCUUGGAUAUAGCCCUGACUUUCAAUCCACGUUUGCCUUUAAAGCGGUCGGGAAUGGAUCAACAACUUAUUCAGAAAAGCUGUGCAUAACUGACUCUAAGCCCCUGUUGACGGGACUCUGUUACACUAAGACCGCUGUCCCUGCUGAAAUAAGACAAAUGACCGUGAAUCCUAACUGUAGAUUUCUGUUGGAUCCGGCAUUCUCCGAUAUGACACCCUUAAAAAAUUUAUCAGAGAUUUCAGCAAACAUAAGCAACUUAGAGAACAUAGCUUUAGACGUAUCCAAUCUAACUGCCAAUUCCUCGGCGCUAACUGUCCAAGAUGUCGUCUACACAUCAAUCAUACUACAGAACGUAGCCAGCAUCCCGACGAUAUCUCAAAAGAUCAUGAAUACUGUAUUAAACACGUUUUCGAAUAUAUUAGAAGCCCCUGGGGAUGUAUUAACAGCGGCCCACGACAAAGGAAGUAGCACAACAAGAAUAUUAGAAAGUGUUGAGACCAUAUUAAGAAAUGUCACACUCAAUGGAACGAUUUAUCGGAACUUUCAGAGAGGUUAUGCAGUAUCUGUGGUGGAUAUAUCAGCUGAUGAACCUCCCGUAAUAGGGAUUCAGCUAGAAGAUACAGAUGAAAACACUGCUCUUUCCAAUGAAACUGUUGAUCUGGUUACCAAUCAAACAGAUAUAGCGGCCAAUAUAACAAACACAGGGAUUGCCCUUCCUGUAGCCGCCAUUCAGGGGAAAACAACCAGGGUCGUCUUAUCAAUCUACGAAAAUACAAACCUCUUUCAAGUGAAGGCAGCCAAUAGUCGAUACCAGUUAAAUGGAAAAGUAGCAUCAGCAACUCUUAUAACAAACGGACAAGUUGUCACAGAUCUCGGGGGACGAUUUGUCACGUCUGUGUAUAAACCUGACAAUGAUACAGCUGACUCGGUGUGUGGGUUUUGGAACCACUCUUUUUACGAUACUUCUGGUGGAUGGUCGACAAAAGGCUGUCAGAGAAUAGGAGAGAAAAACGGACGAAUCGUGUGUCAGUGUGACCACCUCACCAAUUUUGCCAUUCUUCUGGACGUCAAAGGUCAGUCUGACGUGAUUGACAGCGGUAACACACUGGCGCUUUCUGUGAUCACUGUCAUUGGACUCAGUCUAUCAAUCUUAGGACUCGGACUGACUGUCUUAUCCUUCAUCCUGUUCAAGACGCUUCGAAAAGGAAGAGGACAACAGACCUUAUUCAACCUGGCUUUGGCUUUACUGUGUUCAAUGAUCAUAUUUUUGGUGGGAAUGGAUCGUACAGAGAGUUACUAUGGUUGUAUUACUGUAGCGGCGCUGAUGCAUUAUUUCCUGUUGGUGUCCUUUAUGUGGAUGUUGGUAGAGGGAUUCCUUCAGUAUCUGAGAUUUGUACGUGUGUUAGGUACUUACAUACCUAGGUUUAUACUGAAGGCAGCCAUUCCAGCAUGGGGUUUACCUUUGCUUCCUGUUAUCAUUGUACUUGCAAUUGAUUACGAUUUAUAUAAGGGAGGCAACCACUAUUGCUGGAUGUCGAGGUCCCCAUUCUAUUUCGCCUUCCUGAUUCCAGUAGUUCUAAUAAUUCUACUGAACUGUAUCAUUUUUGCUGUGGUUUUGAAAAACCUGCUCAAUCGUCCUAAAGGCCUGCAGUCAAAUCAGUCUGAAUCCAAAAUGGCCAUGAUGAAUUUGAGGGCAGCUGUAUCAAUAUUCAUUCUUUUAGGACUGACCUGGAUAUUUGGUAUUUUGGCAAUAGAAGAUGCCAGGGUUGUGUUCGCCUACAUAUUUACAAUCUUAACGACUUUUCAGGGAUUCUUCAUCUUCAUUCUGUUUGUUGCCAGGGAGAAACAAUUUAGAAAUCUGUGGAAAAAAAUAUGUUGCCAACAUUGUAUUGAAAACAAGCAAAAGAAAUAUAAACAAACAAGUUCUAGUGAAGGAACAGGUCAUGGUCAAGCACCAUUAAAGAUCCGGGAUGCUAACUACAAUAGCCAAACAGAAUCCACGGAUUUUUCUCUAACAUGAAAAAAAGCCCACUAAGAGUUGUUUUCAAGUUUUUGUGACUUGUUAAUUAUUUGUUCACUUUUUUGAUAAUUUAGUUGCAUUUAUUUAGUUGUUUAAUUGAAUGAUUUUUUGUUCACUUUUUUGAUAAUUUAGUUGCAUUUAUUUAGUUGUUUAAUUGAAUGAUUUUUUUUUCAGUGUAAAUAUUUCUCUAUUUUUUUUCACGUUCUAAUUUUUUUGUGUUCAACAUAAGUCGAUAGAUUUGAUAACCUUGUUGUGAAUUGGGUUUUAUCAUUACCUCAUUGUCUUGGAGGAAGAUUUUUUUCCUGGAUAAAAAGGCAUACUUGCUAUGAAAACUACCUCUCAAAGACCAAAAAAAAAA